This is a messenger RNA of Hansenula anomala, 1073 nucleotides long. RefSeq lists its product as uncharacterized. The annotation marks the transcript as partial. The record is from RefSeq and is a predicted model, not a curated record. Gene Ontology annotation, cellular component: nucleus; cytoplasm. NCBI's taxonomy places the organism in Eukaryota, Fungi, Ascomycota, Saccharomycetes, Phaffomycetales, Wickerhamomycetaceae. Gene Ontology annotation, molecular function: ATP binding; protein serine/threonine kinase activity. The transcript has a single exon. Gene Ontology annotation, biological process: protein phosphorylation; meiotic recombination checkpoint signaling.
AUGGGAAAUACAGAUGGUGUCAGUAGGGAGUUAGAAAUUUUGAGAAGAUUAGAUCAUCCAGGUAUUGUGAGACUACGAGGAUUUUAUGAAGAUGACGAUAGUUAUUAUCUUGUUAUGGAAUUUGUUCCUGGUGGUGACUUAAUGGAUUUUGUCGCAGCACAUGGUGCUGUUGGUGAGGAAGCUGCUAAAGAAAUUUGUAAGCAAAUCUUACAAGCUAUUCAAUAUGUCCACUCUUUGGAAAUUUCCCAUAGAGAUCUGAAACCAGACAACAUUUUGAUUGCACAAGAUGAUCCAGUCUUGGUGAAGAUUACAGAUUUUGGGUUGGCUAAAAUAUCGGAUACUGGUACUUUUAUGAAAACAUUUUGUGGUACUCUAGCAUACGUUGCACCAGAAGUUAUUGAUGGAAGAUUGUCUAAAAUCACCGAUAGCAACAAAUACUCAUCAUUGGUUGAUAUGUGGUCAUUGGGAUGUCUUGUUUAUGUUAUUUUAACUGCACAUUUACCAUUCAGUGGAAGUACCCAAGAUCAACUUUACAAACAAAUCCAACAAGGUUCAUACCAUGAACCACCUUUGAAGGAAGCUGGUGUUUCCAAAGAGGCUAGAAGCUUUCUAGAUUCUUUAUUACAAGUUGAUCCUAGGUUCAGAUUGACCGCUUCUGCCGCUUUAUCUCAUCCUUGGAUUGCAAGUUUUUCUCAAAGCAAUUCUCAAAUCUCUCUAUCACAAUCUCAAUCACAACAGCAAAGACUUGAAGCCGAAAAAUUACAUUUUGAUGAGUUUGAAAAUAAAGAACGAAUGGAAAAAAUAUUAGAGGAUCAUGUUUUCAAAGUUCCAGCACCACCUAAUCCGAAUAAAAAGAAGGUUCCACAAAAGGAUGAUCAAGCAUCACAAGCAUCACAACAGAAAACAACUCAAAUUGCAGAAAGAUCACCUUCGGAAGAUCAAUCAUUCGAUAGAACAUCACUAAUAGAAAAUGAAACAUCAGUUGUCAAGUCUGAAGAUGGGGGAGUACUAAGACCAGAAACCGAAGUCACUACACAAUGUCCAGCUGGUACAUCUUUCACAUUAACACCAUC